Molecule: messenger RNA, 2460 nt
Organism: Striga hermonthica
Lineage: Eukaryota; Viridiplantae; Streptophyta; Magnoliopsida; Lamiales; Orobanchaceae
Source: the annotation of a GenBank genome assembly
AUGGAGUACAUCGACAAUUUGCCCGCCAUGGAUCUGAUGCGAUCCGAGAAGAUGAUGUUUGUUCAGCUUAUCAUCCCCGUCGAGUCAGCUCAUCGCGCGGUCUCUUAUCUCGGCCAGCUUGGUCUUCUCCAGUUUCGUGAUUUAAAUGAUGAUAAAAGUCCUUUCCAGAGAACGUUUGUUAAUCAGGUUAAAAGAUGUGCUGAGAUGUCCAGGAAGCUACGUUUUUUCAAAGAUCAGAUACAGAAAGCUGGUCUAAUUGCACCCACUCAUCCGGCUUCCCAACCUGAUAUUGAAUUAGAAGAACUUGAGGUCCGACUGGCUGAGCAUGAACAUGAGCUGAUUGAAAUGAACAGUAACAGCGAGAAACUGCAGCAAACAUAUAAUGAGCUGCUUGAGUUCAAGAUGGUGCUGCGGAAGGCAGGUGACUUCCUUGUGCCUGGUGGGAAUCAUUCUGCAGCUCAAGAAACAGAAUUAGAUGAGAAUGUCUAUACGAACAAUGAUUAUGGUGAUGCCGCAUCACUGCUUGAACAGGAAAUGCAACCUGGAUCAUCUGACCAAUCUGGUGUAAAAUUUAUAAGUGGAAUAAUUUGUAAGUCUAAAGUUCUAAGAUUUGAGAGGAUGUUAUUUCGUACUACAAGGGGAAAUAUGCUUUUUAAUCAGGCAUCAGCAGAAGAUCAAAUUGUGGAUCCUGCAUCAAAUGAAAUGAUAGAGAAAACCGUUUUUGUGGUAUUCUUCUCUGGGGAGCAGGCAAGAAAAAAGGUCCUGAAAAUUUGUGAAGCAUUUGGCGCAAGCUGCUAUCCAGUUCCUGAGGACACGACCAAGAGGAGGCAAAUAACUAGAGAAGUUUUGUCACGGUUAUCUGAGUUGGAAACUACCUUAGAGGCUGGCCUACGCCAUCGGGAUACUGCUCUCACUUCUAUUGGGUUUCAUCUUACAAAGUGGAUGAAUAUGGUGAGAAGGGAAAAGGCUAUUUAUGACACAUUAAAUAUGCUGAAUUUUGACGUCACAAAGAAGUGUCUGGUUGGUGAGGGUUGGUGUCCAGUAUUUGCAAAACCGAAGAUUCAAGAAGCUUUGCAACGUGCAACUUUCGAUAGUAAUUCACAAGUGGGUAUGGUAUUUCAUGUGAUGGACUCAAUUGAGUUGCCUCCAACGUACUUCAGAACCAACCAUUUCACCAAUGCAUAUCAAGAAAUUGUUGAUGCAUAUGGUGUUGCUAAAUAUCAGGAGGCAAAUCCUGCAGUUUAUACUGUUGUUACAUUUCCAUUUCUUUUCGCUGUGAUGUUUGGGGAUUGGGGUCAUGGCAUAUGCUUACUCUUGGGAGCUUUGUUCCUUAUAGCCCGUGAGAGAAGACUUGGUUCUCAGAAACUUGGCAGCUUCAUGGAGAUGCUAUUUGGUGGCCGAUAUGUCCUCCUUUUGAUGUCCCUCUUCUCAAUUUAUUGUGGCUUGAUAUACAAUGAAUUCUUUUCCGUUCCUUUUCACAUAUUUGGCAGCUCUGCCUAUAGAUGCCGGGAUGCUACAUGCAGUGAUGCUCAUACAGUUGGUUUAGUCAAAGAUAGAGAUACAUAUGCAUUUGGUGUUGAUCCAAGUUGGCGCGGAAGCCGUUCUGAGCUGCCUUUUCUGAACUCUCUAAAGAUGAAGAUGUCUAUUUUGUUUGGUGUAGCACAGAUGAAUCUAGGAAUUAUACUAAGUUAUUUCAAUGCACGCUACUUCAGCAACUCCCUUGACAUUAGGUACCAGUUUGUGCCACAGAUGAUCUUCCUGAACAGCCUGUUCGGAUAUCUUUCUCUUCUCAUUAUUAUUAAAUGGUGCACUGGUUCUCAAGCAGAUCUCUACCAUGUGAUGAUUUACAUGUUCUUAAGUCCUUUUGAAGACUUGGGUGAAAACAAGCUGUUCUGGGGUCAGGGUGUACUUCAGGUUAUAUUGUUGCUCUUGGCUAUUAUUGCUGUCCCAUGGAUGCUUUUCCCAAAACCUUUUAUUUUAAAGAGACAGCACACAGAGAGAUUUCAAGGACAGACAUAUGGACUUCUUGGAACCUCUGACAUGUAUAAUGAUGAGGAGCCUGAUUCCGCAAGACAACCACGCCACGAGGAAUUCAAUUUUAGUGAAGUUUUCGUGCAUCAGAUGAUACAUUCUAUUGAGUUUGUAUUAGGUGCAGUUUCUAAUACUGCAUCAUAUCUCCGUUUGUGGGCUUUGAGUUUAGCUCACUCGGAACUGUCCACUGUUUUCUAUGAAAAGGUUCUCCUUCUUGCCUGGGGGUACGACAAUCUUAUCAUACGCUUAGUGGGUCUGGGAGUUUUUGCUUUUGCAACAGCAUUUAUUCUACUUAUGAUGGAGACUCUCAGUGCCUUCCUCCACGCCCUUCGACUUCAUUGGGUGGAAUUUCAAAACAAGUUCUACAGUGGGGAUGGAUAUAAGUUCAGGCCCUUCUCCUUUGCUGCGUUAACUGAUGACGAUGAAUAG